AUGGCGUGGACUCGAGAGCAACGAAUGGUUUUGGCCAUUCUUCCCAAAAUUUCCAGCGUUUUCUCGCUUUUCGGUAGCCUUUGGAUUAUCAUUGAAGUAACAACCGAGGGAAGGAAGAUUCAGAAUCCCUAUCACCGAUUACUAUUGGCGAUGAGCAUAUAUGACACUCUAGAAAGCUUUUGGAAUUUCGGAAGCACUUGGCCCAUUGUAGAAGGCAGUCCUGAUAUCAUUUGGGCAAUGGGGAAUGUAUCCACCUGUGAAGCGCAAGGAUUCUUUCUCACGUUGAGUGUGGCGGUACCCAUCUACAACGCUAUGCUUAGCAUAUAUUAUAUUCUGGUUAUCAACUAUCGAUACACCAACACACAGCUGAGAAGGCGAGUGGAACCAAUCAUGCACUUGAUCGCCUUUUUCUGGUCGUUUGGAACAGCCAGUUAUUCUGCUGCAACUGGUCUGUUUAACAAUGCGAAUCUAUGGUGCUGGAUUGCACCAUUGCCCUUGGAUUGCAAGGAUACGAUCACAUAUGGUACUGUCGAAGAAGGGAAUGACAACCCAUGCAUUCGUGGUGAUAAUGUCUGGAUAUAUCGGUUCGGCUUUUACUUUAUUCCUCUUUGGUCUUGCAUUUUCUUUGCGACCGCUUGUACUCUUUGGGUCUAUAGAUAUGUCUAUAACACGGAUAAGCAAACUUUGGCGUACCGUCGUCCCGAGACCGCAGGUCGACAAACGACAUGGUGGUCACAUAACGGAGGAUUAUCCAGAAAAUCCAAGGUACACGUGCCAAACGUAGUCACUCGAUCUGGUGCAACUGAAAGCACCCAUACGAGCACCCAUCACCAGACCACGAAUUCAACUCCAGUCAAGUCGGAUAAUGACGCCACCCCCAAUACCCCUCCGCCAGUCAAGUCGGGCGAUGACAACUCCAUGACAAAAGAAGCGCCAAAGCAAGAACAGGAAGAAGCGUCACUAACACUUCAAGCCUCUGAAAAAUCACAGGCACCUAGUGUCGACUCGGGUGGAAAUCAAUCUCAUUCCUCAUCCUCCAUCGGCAAGAUCGUCGAUUUGACUGGAAGUGUAAGGGAUGUCUACCCGGACGGUGUUGAAGAUAGUGGUGACGAUGAGUAUCUUGAGGACCUAACUGACGGAGACAGCAAGAAGAAUUCACUAAAAAACGACGAUAACAAAUCGGUGGAUAGCAAAUCGACGGGAGACUCGAUUGAUGAAGAAGAGGUGUUUCGGAAAAUUGAUGUUCUGGUGGCGUCAAACCGAGAAAUGCGAGGUGACUUCGGCCCCGACGACGAAGAAGAAGAAAAGCGGGAAGAAAGUUAUGAAUUCGGCGAUUUGAAUGAUGCCAAUAGUGGCGAUGACGAGGACGAAGAUCCCCACCUGACAAAUUCUACUGAAUCAGAGACUAGGAAGAAUACCAUUCGAGCGAAAGUGGACGAAUGGAAGAAUCGCCGGGUGCAGUAUGCCGAAGAUAUGCCUCGAACUUACGAAGUCUUCAAGCAAGCCUGCUACUACCUUGGAGCUUUCUACUGUACGCAUGUUUGGUCAACGAGCAAUCGUAUUGUCCAAACAAUCAUGGGAGGUGGAACUGUCUUCCCCUUGAUCGCUUGCCAUUCCUUCUUUGAUCCAUUCCAAGGAUUUCUGAACUAUUUGGUCUAUCAACGACCACGAAUCCUGCAAUUGAGGAAGAAGCAUCCCGAGAUGAGCUGGUGGGGAGUCAUGGUCAAGUCGUUGCGGUUUUCUUUCAUGGAUGGCGCAAAUGGGAGAAGUUCUAAAUCCUUUGGUGACUCGAAGAAUUCGCGCAAUUUCUCCUUUCGUAACUCCUUUCGCAGCAGCAAAAAUGUGUCCAGAAGUUCAAGAGGAGGAUCCUCUUCUCAUUUGGAAAGGAGUAAAUCUGGCGACCUUUCGAACAAUGAAAGUACCUAG
Molecule: messenger RNA, 1926 nt
Organism: Cylindrotheca closterium
Lineage: Eukaryota; Bacillariophyta; Bacillariophyceae; Bacillariales; Bacillariaceae
Source: the annotation of a GenBank genome assembly